Molecule: messenger RNA, 1122 nt
Organism: Cercopithifilaria johnstoni
Lineage: Eukaryota; Metazoa; Nematoda; Chromadorea; Rhabditida; Onchocercidae
Source: the annotation of a GenBank genome assembly
AUGCGCAGAAUUCGUUCCUUCGUUUAUUACGUUAUUAUUAUUGUUGGGGCACUGGUUGUUUCCAAGUUUAUUUUCAGCAUCGCAACAUAUACUGUGGGAUAUAAGCUGGACGACGACUUGAAGUAUCGUCGGCAACUGUUAAAUUUGCAAAAGUGUGGUACGUCGUUUAGCGAACGAGUGUGGUACGUUCGAAGUGUGGUAAGUCGUUUAACGAACGAUUUGCAACGGGUGCGAAAUGCUUUGGAUAAAGAACAUCGUUUAGAAACAGUCAUUUUGACAAUUGCCUGUAAUCGUUUUGAGGCGUUGAAGGAACAUCUCGAAUCAUUGAAAAAUUUAAAAGGACCCAAGAUUCCGAUUGUUGUCAGUCUUGAUUGCAAUGAUGAUGUAAUACGUGAUCUUAUCCUUAAUGCCGGCCAUAAUAUUACUCUAAUAGAAAAUCCGGACCAAUCUCCAUUCAAUCUAACUAAACAGAAAAGAAAAUAUGAAGGUUAUUAUCGAAUUGCGAGACACUAUCAUUUCGCCCUGGAUUAUGUCUUCGGCAUCUUAAAAUAUCAAAGUGCUAUUAUUACCGAAGACGAUUUACUACUGGCUCCGGAUUUUCUGGAAUAUAUGUUGGCAAGUAGAAAGUUGUUAUUCGAAGAUCCAACAAUUUGGUGUAUAUCAGCAUGGAACGAUAACGGAAAGAAAGAACUCAUUGCGAAGAAUAACUCUUUGCUGCAUCGGACUGAUUUCUUUCCAGGUCUUGGUUGGAUGCUGACAUCACAAUUAUGGGAAGAACUGAAAGUAAAGUGGCCCGAAACAUUCUGGGAUGAUUGGAUGCGUGAACCAGCUCAACGUCAAGGACGAGUAUGUAUUAGACCUGAAAUAUCACGUACGGGUAUCAGUUUGAGAGGCAAAAAGGGUGUCAGCAAAGGCCUUUAUUACGAGAAACACUUAAAACAUAUUAUGGUCAAUACAGAUUUUUUUCAUUUCUCUCAAUCUGAUUUGUCUUAUUUAAAAAAAGACAAUUAUGAUCCUGCCNAUAAAGCAGUUCCUGCUACUUUGGAUGAAAUUUUGAAAGGAAGGUUUUCAAAUGGUACUGUUUUGCCGGAAAAAGUGCGUUUGUUGUAUAUGUCUUCGGCU